AUGGCGGCAAUUUCGAGAGCGACAGGAAUUGAUGACUGGUGGAAAAGUCUUCUUGUUUUCUCUGUAUUGCUGAAAUCUCUCCUGAUACCUGCGUAGUACCAUUCACGUUACCAUUGUCAAUUUGUUGAAUGUUGAUUAUCGAUAUGUAAACUUGUAAAGGUUAUUUUCAAAUAUCACUGUGUGUUUGAGCAUUAGCAAAACGACUUAAUCGUUAUUAUUAUUCUUUAUUUCAGCUGUUAAAAUUUAUCAGGGGGUGGCCAUCUAAUUUCGAUCCUUCUUUAAGCUGCCAUAAUUUGCAUUCACUUUGACAUUUAUUGUUUAUAAUGUAGAGCUUAAUUUAAUCUUGCUUAUACCAGUGCAAAGAUUGCAUGUGAUCAAACUAAAUUCGACUUGAAGAAUGCUGAUAUUUUUGUUAUCAGCUCAGCCAACGCACAUCAUUGCGAACUGCUUAUAUAGUCUCAUUAACAGAUUAACUUGAAACAAAGUACUGUUGCAAAAGUAUAUCUUUGCUUUUUGAUACCGAAUCUUCUCUGUGUUUUGGCGAGCACUUCAGAUGACAGUAGUUGUAAAAAUCAAUUUUCACCGGUUGAACAUAAUGGUUUGGGGCAUAGAAUAUUGUCUGUGUCAGGUUAGCACUUAAUUCUUAUGUCUGAGAGGUAAUUAGAAACGUCUGAUUACAUAACAUGAGAGGUGACGAGACAACAAUACGACAUUAUAUUGAGCCUGUUGACAUUACAAGAGAGCUUAUCAUCAAAUCUUCUUAUUAGGCUCUGUUUUUAAUGGUGCUUAAAUUUGUCAAAUGGUAAGUUACAGGUUUUAAUUCGUGUUGUUCCAUCUGCAGUUCAAAAAUGUAAUUCGAUAUAAUAAAUAAAGAGAACAUCAGAGUUCAGUUGCAUUUAAAUUUAUUUGGAGUGGAAUUAAGUGACAUGUCUUUGUGGUGUUUUGUUUGAAUGGAUUUUUUGCAGCCAUUCCAGUGAUUUUGAGGUGCACAGAAAUUGGCUUGCUAUUACAAACAGUUUGCCCUUGUCAAGAUGGUAUUAUGAGGUAUGGUAUGUGCACGCAACCCUUGAUAGUCACACUAAUAUUGUAGUUAUAGUAGAGAUAAAAACUAUUGCAAGGAUAAUAAUAAUAACGAUAGCAGUAAUAAUGCCGACGAUGACGUUUUAUAAGAAUGUAUAUUUUUGGCAAGUUGCUGAAUAGCCCAUGGAAGGUUUAGCAUAAGAUCUUGUUGGCUGAGAGUUUAGGGCAAGCUAGGAUCUUAAUAAAGUUGUUAUCCAAUCUCAGAGCACCUCCUCUGCCCAGGAUUAUAAACUGGGUCAAAAAACCUACUGUUUUGUUGGUUGCUCUUGGCUAAAUUUAUGCUUAUCAAGGGUAAACUGACUUUAAAUGGCUAAACUGUGAAACAUUAUUUGGUAAUUUGGUUAUGAUAAUAGUCUGCAUUGUGAAAGUUUGUCCCAAAAAUUCAAUCAGGUGUUGUUAAUCCUCUUAUUACGACUCAAAGUUCUUAUUUCAAUGUGUGAUGCGCUUAUUCCAAGGGUUCACAUAUUUGAGGGCCUUGAUAUUUAAUCAUUUUUUCCACGCAAUUAGCUACAUGCAGCUAUAAUCACUUUUCUUCUCACAAUGCUUUAUUUGAAUACAGAAAAUACAAUAAGCUGUCUUUAUAUUCAAAGUUGAUCCUUAAGUUUAAUAGCAGCACAAUACAUUGACUUAUUUUUCAAAACUUAAUAUGUUUACUAAGUGGAAACAAGUUUGGUGUGAAAGUCCAGUGAUAAAACAUAACCAAUACUUUACAUUGUUGUCGUAGUAACUAGAGUUUUUAUAAAUCAGGCACACAUGUUUAUUCAAUUUUCAGAUUAUCAACAUUACAUUGGCUGGCGCACAAAUAGACAGAGCCAGUCUAAAGCAGUGGUGAAUUAAGCAUGAGAUAGCUAACUAUACUCUCUAAGCUAACUGUCUAAACUAAACUGGAUUCAGUUUAGGGAAAUACUUACAACUGAACAAAUUUUAUUAUCAAGAAAUACAUUGCAAAGGAAAUUGUGAUAUUAUUGUUUACAAUUUGUUACUUCUAUUAUACUUGUUUGAGAAUCGAAGUAAUUGUCUUUGUCUGCCAGGAUGCCAAAUGAAAUAUCAUGGAGUUUAGUCCAAAAGAUUUCUUGGUUAGUAGGUCUUAGGCUGGCUAAUAACUCAUUCCACAGCUUGACACCCAUGUCAGAAAAAUGAGUUUUGCAUUUUGAGUUCAGAAUUUUUGAACAAAUACAUUUUUGGUAGAGGAAGAUUGCGUGUUUUGCGAAUGAAUGCAAUUUGUAUUCUCUCAUCCAAAUGCGUUUGCUUUGUUCGCCAAUACUUGUUAUUUAGUUGAUAUAGUGCAUAGUUUCUUGUUCUUAUUGUCUACAUAAGUUUUUGAUAGUGCCUGAGUUACGUCUUCUCUAAGAUUUUCAUUGAAUUUGAUACACCACAGAUUGUAAUUUUGUUUUAUCUGGUUUGGUUGUUCGGUUUUAUUUUGUGGUUGGAUAUUUGUCUUUAUUUGAUCCCAGUUGAAUCAUACCUUUGUACAUAUUCAUUUGGUUUAAAAGAUAUUUCAGCAUUCAAUAUGGUUGUAGCAUUCAUCUACAAUUAUCUCGGUACUUGUCCAGGGAAGUUAGGGAAGAGGAAGGAAGAAAGCACCCAUUUUAACUUUUUGCCGAUAGGAAGGUAGGACAGUUUUCUCUUCUAUUACAAGCAUGAAAGAUUAAAAGAAAUUUUCAAGCAGGUAGAGCAGUCUUUUUCCUGUUGACUUAUUCCGAAUUUCAAUUUGUCUGGCGGUAAUAAGAGAUACUACAAGAAAUAAAUUUUUUCAAUUAUUGCCUGAAAAGGAGAACACUGGAAGGGGAUGCUUGUUCAAGGAGUCAACAUGUCCCAGUUACCUCUGUAUACAAACUUGAUCUUGGCAAAAGGCAUCACAAAGUAACAAGCAGUGAUGAUCCCACAAAAUAUCAUCCUCCUCCAUUAUUAUUGAUUAUUUUUUCUGGAACUUGUAGAAAACUUCAGAGUGGACUCUGGAUUAUCCACCGCUAUUCGCCUGGUUUGAGUAUUUGUUAUCACAAGUAGCUGCCUUGGUCGAUCCUAGGAUGGUGAUUAUAAGCAAGUUACCUUAUACAAGUCUACCAACUGUACUGUUCCAAAGAGGAUCUGUUAUGUUUACAGACCUGCUGUUGGCUUACGCUGUGAAGGAGUGAGUCACUUUUAAUGCUUUCAAAUUUUUUGCUAGUUUGUCCUGAUUAUUCAAAAAGAGCUUUUACGAAGUAAAUUGACUUAAUCAAUGCAGUUAUACACAAUCAAGUAACACAAAAUACCAUGCGCUACUCAUUUGAUCUUUUGAUCUUUUGUGUUGCCAUGUCUUUCUUGCCAUGGCUGUUACUGCUGUAGUUUGCUUAGGGUCCCUUUCAGUGCAUGUGAAAACCAUGCCUUUCUUUGAAAACUGGUUUGGACAUGUCAGAUUGUUCAACUCUGAGGAUACCAAGAGAGAAUGAUGUGAGUGAGUGUUUUGUCAAGUGUACAUGAAAUAUGCAAGUUCUGUGGAUAAAACUAUGGCUCAAAGACAUUUUUUCAGAGUUAAUUCCAGUUAUGAGAUCUCAUAUGAAAUGGUGUGCCUACCUAAAGGCUGAGUAAGUUGUGUCAACUCAGUAAGUUGGUACUCUGUUUCCAAAGUAAUGUGCGCUGGAGUUGUGCGAAGGACACUGUAGCAUAGAGUUCAGCAUAAUGAGCUCCAGCUAUGAAGGCUUAGUUUCCAACCCUAGAGCAAACUUUGUGUUUUAUUCUUGGGCUAGAAAUCUCACUUUUGCAGUGCCACUCUUCUACCAAAAGACAGUAUAAAUAAGAAUCGGCAAACUGUCGAGUAGACUUGGUAAAAUACCAGGAGUAACUCUGCAAUGGAAUGGCAUUCUAUCUGUGGAGAUUGAAACCUACUCUGGGUGGUCGGGCUGGGUGGUUUGUGAGCCUACUUUUAAUUGCUCUUUCUUUUUUUUACCCCCUAAGGUAUUGUAGCUAUCUUGCCAAGAAGUCUUCUGUUACAGUGCGCAAUUGUUUGAUCUUGGCUAUAUUGAUCAUUUUUAAUUUUGGUCUUCUGAUAGUGGAUCAUAUCCUUUGAUACUUUCACCGCCUCAGGAAAACAGAAUAGUCGGGCGAAUUGGAUUAGUUAAUCAAGAAAAUGGUUGUUUAAAGGAGAGUUAGCUUAAUAUGAAACAAUUGAAUUUGAUCGCAUUACAUUUGGCCAUAAAACUAUUAAACUAAUCAAAAUUAGACAAAAAUUUCAAUGGCGGUAGUCAUUACUAAGUUCAAAGCACUUUUGAAAUUUUUGGGCAUGGCUACAGCAGGGAAUGUUUUGUCUACAACUUAUUUAAGAUUUGCCAAAAUUACCUCAAUGUUGACCAAAUAUGGUAUUAAAGUAACUAACUCAAAAGGAUUCAUAAAUUCCUUGACGUCUUUCAGACAUUCAUUUCCAAUACAAUGGGUUCUUGUUUGGCAUUCUGCUUCUCUCUAUAACAAAGUUGUCGCAGGUAUAUUUCAUUGUUUUAUUUUUUCUUCUCAGUGAAGGUGUGUUCACUGUAUUUCCCUUAACUGUAUCUUAAUUUGACCCUUUAAUCCCCCUGUUCUAAUUAUUAAUUCUCCCCACUACAUGCUACACAUUUCCUUGUAAAUUAGUUACAAGAAUUUUUUAUUUUGAUUCCUCUCCUUUAUUUGAUAAUUUUUUUUGAAGAUGAAAAAGCAAUUACAUUUAUUGUAAAAUUAUGCUCUUGUGGUCCUUGAAAACCAUGGUUGCAUUUUAAGACCAAAUCAACUAAAAAGAAAGGUACUGUUUGGAGCAGCAUAAACUAAUAAUAGCCCAUUUAGGAGAGUCUUCCCCCUCUGGGUUUCGAUACAUAUGUUACUUUUGUUUCUGACUGUGGUGAAUAAAAUCUGUACUUUUCAUAAAUUUGCUUGUUAAUCCACAGCGAUCUAUACCUCAAUUAAUGAGGGCAAAAUUUUGCAUGAAUUGAAAGCAUUGGAAUAUUCUUUCUAUGAAGACCACUUAAACAAAAAACUAUUGCCAAGGGCCACCUUAGAUAAUUACUGACCAGCCCAACCUGAGGAAAAUGCUAGUGUGCUUUUUAACUACAACUUACAGUUUAUGGCUCAAUUUCAGCAAGUGUUCAAAAGUGAAACAAGAGCAUUUAAAUGAUCUUUUAUGCCCCUUUUUAGGGACUUUUCCAAAUUGAGAGUUUUAAGCGUAACCUUUCCACUUACAUGUGGACGUGGUAAGAAAUAGGGCUGCUUUUCAAUUUGUCAGAAUUCUGCUAUUUCACUGUGUUGUUGCAAAUGUUUCAAAGGUGAAAAUACAAAAGUGUUUGACAUUGCUAGGAGAUGAACUUUAUUCAUUUGUCUCAUGUUGGAGUCUUUUUUGAAUGUUGAUUGCGACGUUUCAACUGCAAUACUGCCAGUCUUCAUCAGGCAAUGAAGAUUAGCAGUAUUGCAGUUGAAACAUCACAAUUGACAUGCAAAGUGACUCCAUCUUGAGACAAACAAAUAAAGUUCAUCUCUUAUCUUACACCACGCUGAAUAAUAACCACAUAUUUUAUUACUAGCAGUGUUUGACUUUAUUCAGAUCAUUUGUUCUGGCUAUAAAGUAAAGUUCAGGUGACUCAUUUCAAUCACAUUUCAAAUGCUUACUCACAUGGUAAUUGAUAAUUUUAGGGAUGUGCAUUGGAAGGCUCUUUUUGGUUUGCAGUCCUGCUGAAUUUCAAACACAUCUUUCUCUACAUUGCCCCAGCAUACUUCAUUUUCCUUUUGCGAUCUUACUGUUUCCAACCAUCUGCAGCUGAAAAGAAAGGUAAAUUAAACAUAUAAAAUCACUUGACUGUAACCAGAACCCCUAUUUUUACAAAAGCAUAGCCAAAUGAGAGGUCCUAUGAUGUAUGUGAUGUGCUUCAUUAUCAAGAAACCAUUAUGGAAAUAAACUCUUUAACUCCCAUGAGUAACCAAGAAAGAAUUUCUCUUAACAAGGAAGACAAAGGAAGAAGAAUAUCAAUAAGGGAAUUAUUAGCUGAUUCAAUAACAAAUUCUCUGCAGUAAAAUUGUAUGAAUUGCAUGACAGACAGUGAGGAAAAUUACUAAUGAGGUCUUAGUGGUGAAACGGUUGAGACAGUUCAGCUUCCUCUAACUGCUUCCUUGUAUUUAUGGCCACAUUUUUUCUCCUAGUGUCUGGUUCAAGCAUUCACUGUUAUCUAAAUCUUUCUGAAAGGGCCAGUUUUCCACAGUGCAUUGGUCAUGUAUCUAAGGAAUAAACUACAAGUCAGUCUGCUUUGGCUUCACUUGAGCAGACAGCCUUUGAGAGAUUAACUUUGCUAGAAUUUGAAUGAUAAUUGGGGGAAAAGAAAUGUCUCCAAUGCUUACCAGGUGUCAUGUUGGGAACCCUUCACUUAAAUGGCUGCCUCUCUCAAAAGACAUUUUUGGCUUAAAUAAGGUGUUUGUUUUGACAGCAGUAAAUGAAAACCUGACUUUCCCCCCCCAAUACAAGUGAGGGACUACUGUAAAACUCCCUCUUGCAGGCCAACACCUACAGGUGAAGCCUAACUAUACCCCUUUGUUACCACCAUUACUACUAUAUGAUAUGUAUGAUAUAUUAUAUAUAUAUAUAUAAUAUAUGAUAUAUAUUAUAUAUAUGAUAUAUCUAUAUAUGAUAUAUAUAUCAUUAUAUAUUAUAUUAUAUUGUAUUAUAUAAUAUGUAGUAUAUUACUACUUUAUGAGGUUAGCUCUUGCCUUUCAAAACCAGAAUUUUAGAAUAUAGUUGACUUGGCUGACAAUGAUUGUCUUUUUUAACUUUGCAGAGAAACAGUUAAGAAUUUUUGGUGUAAAUAUUUGGGAUUUUUCCCCUUUGAAGUUGAUGAGACUUGGCAUCAUUGUGGUCUUUGUAUUUGGUCUUUCAUUUGGACCAUUCAUAGCCAUGGUAUGGUUUCUUACAACAUAUAGUUCAAAAUAGUGGUAAUCUUCUAGUUCUACCAAGUUAAGUUGUUAUGCAACAUUUGCAUGAACAUGGGCUCACCGGGCACACCUAAUUUGGAGCCUUUGUUGUGUGUCCCGCACCUUCAUCUCUUGUUCUUGUGACCUCUUCAAAUGUAUUUCUUCUUCCUAGUCUUAUUUUAGCAUUGUGAUCAUGGAAAAAGCAAUUAAGUGAAUGUUCAUAAUUGGCUUACAAUAUAGUGAUAUCACAUAAAGCCAUGAUCCUGGCAGGUGAGUGGCAAUUUUAGCAAUUGCAGAAAAGAAGCAGUAACACUAGUGACACAGUGUCAAUGGGAAUUGUGUUUUCUCGUUCAUUCUACAGAAACUGGAAAAAACUUGCACAAUACAGUGCAGUAUAAAUGUUUUCAAGUAUUGUUUUUGGUUGAUUCUUGAAAAUGAUGUAGGAUUUGGUUGAUGCACUUUACUUAGCUCUGUGAUUUGUGAAGAAACUUCUUGCAUCUUCUAAAACAAUUUGAUACAGAUCUUGUACCAAUCAAGAUUUGUUAUCAUUUUUCUUUGCUUCAGGCAGUUUGCUGUUUAAGUUUUUGAGGUCUCUCAAUUCUUAUCAACCUUUUCUUUUACUUUGUUUUUGGUUUUUUAACAUUCAUUUGAAAAACUCUUGACAUUUAUGGUUUUUUUAACCAAUCAAAUUUAAUUUACAGCAUUUUGUAUAAUUAGGUGCAUAUAUUACAUAUAAUACAUUAACUCUCCUACAUCACAAACAAUAUGUUACAUACAAAAUAUCACAAAUGAUAAACUUGCUAUGAUUAAUUCCUUACAACAAAUUAAUUGUGUUUUCUUUCAAUGCCACUCUAUGUUAACAGUGAAUAUUACCUAAACAGUGGUGAUAGUGUUGGUGGGGAAUUUUAAUAUUUUUCAUCUUAAAAUUUAGGCUAUGAUGUGAAAAUAUUUUUUAAUCCCCUGCAUGCCCUCUAAUGAAAAAUUCCUUGAUCUACUCUUGCUUACUUAGUUAAAUUGUGUAAUAAAUGCUCACAAUUCUUACAGUACUCACAAGAAGUAGUGAACUUAGUUUAUCACUAACAGGAUUAUCUACAUUACAAAUCGUAUUAUGCUAUAAAAGUUUUCUUAAACUGGGUAUGAAAAAAUUUGAGCAUACAGGUUUAAAAAGAGACAGAAGAAACUGUCAGCUAGCUUUUUUGUAGUGUAUGAUAUUUUUGAAUUUUUUUUUUAUAUAGGGUCAAUUACCUCAGGUGCUAUCAAGACUUUUUCCUUUCAAACGAGGUUUAUGCCAUGCCUACUGGGCUCCAAAUUUCUGGGCUUUGUACAAUGCACUGGACAAGGCUAUUGCUAUUUUUGGUAAGGUGUAAAUGACUUAAUCCUUCAACUUCUAGAAGUGAUUAAAAUGUAACUUCUCCUUUAAUAUCCAUACAUCGUCCAGCAAACAGGUAAUGAGAGUACUCAAACUCAUCAGGUACAAGUUUUAAUCUUGAUCUGACAUCAAAUUCUCAUAAAUUAUUUCCAAGGAAAUGUGCCGCAGCUAGGGGAGAAUUAGCAAUCAGAUCAUGGGAGUUGAAUGGUUUACAACAAGUUCAAAAUCAAUACAAUAUUCCAGCUGAGUCUCAAAUAUUGUGUGUGGUACUCUGCCAUUUGGCACAAAAAUUUUGCAGGGUUUGGUUUAGUAUCUUUGGAGAUCUUAAGGCUUUGUUCUUCAGUUACAAAGUAAUAUAAAUUCCACAGGAAAUGAUUCCAUCAAAACAAAAUGCUGCAAAAUUUGCUUUUGAAUAUUUUGGUCUGUUGAGGAACUUGAGGGAAUGAGGCUCCAGCCAAGCAGGAGACAGGAAAAUUGUUUUCUGUGGUUUCAUUGUUGUGUGGCACUGUUUUGGCAUUGUGUUCUAAGGGUUGAGAAGUUCAGAUAUGAGAUUGAAAAAUUCAGUUGGAUGUUUCCAUGUGCUGAAACUCAAUGAGUUAAGAAAGUCAAAAAUAUUAUCAGACAUUUCCUUGUUAUUUUUUUUUUUUGGUUAUCUUGAUUCACUUAAAAGUGCCUCUGCAAAACCCCAAAAUUUACAAUCACCAGAAUAAAACUACUACACAAUUUUCAUGUUACAUGAUUGCCACGGUUUAGAUAGCUUAAAGUUUUUCACAAUUUGUAUUACUGAAUUUUAACCUCAAAUUAAUUGUGUGAUUCUGCCCAUCCAGAGCUGUUCAUUUGUUUGCCGAAUCAGCCAAUAGUAAAGUUGUGUUUGGCGCAAGUCAGAAGAAAAUCUAGCAUCUGAUUGUACUGUCAACUUAUAGAUAACGUGACAUACAGUUGACAAAACUUGAUAAAAUCACUGGGAAAAAACCUUUAUCACCACCAAAAGAAUUGCCUUAGAGUUUUACCAAAACCAUCAAUAGGCUCUUAAUCAGUUGCAAACAGAAAUCUUAGGUUACAUUUUUAGCAAUAUUUUGGAUAAAUUUGUGCAAAUUUGUAGGAUUGACAAACUUAAUAAAAUUGUGGAAAAAACCUUUAUCAGCAAAACAAUUGCUCUAGAGUUUUACCAAAACCAUUAAUAGGCUCUUAAUUCAAACAAAAAUCUUGGGUUACAUUUUUAGUAAUGUUUUGGAUAAAUUUUAACACAAUUAUUAGAGGGCCAGUAAUGCUCCUUGCAAUCGACAAAACAGAAUGUUUCCAUCAGAGCAUUAUCACUCACACAGUAGAAGACUUUAACAUGAUAGUCUAUGUAUGAAAACAAUAAAUUAUAUUUUUGUGUCAUUUUAGGUUCAAAAGCAGGAAUCUUGCCCAAAGAUGCCAUGAAAAGUAAAGCUUCCAUGACAGGUGGUUUGGUUGGUCAGUCUGAGCACUUGAUUCUUCCAUCAGUUCCUCCAGUUGUCACAAUGAUCCUAACACUUUUUUCUGUGAUGGUGAGUUGACAGGGACCAGUCAGUUUUUAUUGUGGGGGGGGUUUAGGGGAUUUUGGUUCUGUCACAAUAUAAUGUACCUGUUACUCCCCCCCCUUCUAAUUGGCAGUCAAUUUUCAACUUGGAAAUAUAGCGACUAUGUAAAGAUAUGGUUUUUUUUUCUGGUCACAUCUGGGAGGGAAGAGGUUAAACCACAAAAUUAAGAUGAAGGCAAUUGUCAGUCACAACAAAGAAAAUUUUCUCUAGGAGUUGACAGAGCUCUUUUCGAUUGAGUGUUGUAAAACUGAAGCCGAAGUAAGCACAAUGGCAAAUCAGUAGAAAGUGAAAUGCCCUGAAAAGCCAAUGGGAACUCAGAACAAAAACAAUCGAACUGCCUAAAGUGCGGGAAAACUCGGGCGACCAAGUCGUGAUCGGUUUUAGUUUUGUAUCCGAUUGGUUGAGAGAGUGGUGCAAGUUUUCCGGACCAAUCACAGAGCGAAGUAAAGCAAAACCAGUGUUAUCUUAAAUUACUUUCGACACUCAAUUGAAAACUGCUCCAAAGUUAUAACAAGUCAACUACUGGAAGCGCGGGAAAACGCGGGUAAUCAAGUCAAAAUUGGGUGUAGUUUUAAUUCUGAUUGGUAGAGAGGGUGUUGCGAGUUUAUUUUUUUUUUUGUGACCAAUCACAGAGCUAGUUGAAGAAAAACGAAAUCACUGGUUUCUUUCGAUACUCAAUUGAAAGUUGCGUUUUCUCUUUCAGCCUGCUCUAUGGCAUGUGUGGUUUAGGCCAUCAGGCAUCACUGGAUUUCUCCGCUGUCUCGUUCUUUGUGCCUUUGGUUCCUUCUUGUUCGGUUGGCAUGUGCACGAAAAGGCCAUCCUGAUGGUUAUUGUUCCUCUCAGGUAUAAAGUUCUGUAAAUGUUUUAUUUACAUCGUUGUAAUGGUAGAUCUAUUUUGGAAAUCACGCAGUGCUUUUCCAACCAAAUUCCAAUGAUGAAUUGGAAACCAUUGCGCGUGAAAACCCGCGAAAAUUUGCUUUGCUCCCAACUGUGGCUUCUUAGCUCAGUUGAAAGUAGCGCCAUCGGUCUUCAGGGAGCGUGGGUUCGAAUACUGAGGAAGCCUGAAUUUCAAGCCUUACUUUAAUUAAUAAUUAAUAGUAUUCUAAUCCAUGUUUAUCUCAUUAUUGUUAUGCGUAGUCAGUAUAAAUUCGAAGAACUUGUCUCACAAGGCAGUUUGACUUCCCUGCUAUACUCUCUGCUUAGAGAUGGCUCCUCGUGAAAUAUAACGUGAUUUUAGACGUCUUUGGUUUUUUUUGUCUGUUUGUUUGUUAAUUGGUUUUCAGCUUAAUGGCUGUUGUUGAAAGACGACCUGCACGGGUUUUUCUAUUGCUGAGCACAACAGGCCAUCUCUCACUGUUUCCUUUGCUGUUCCAGUCACAAGGUAAAGGUGUUCCCCUUGUUCAUACGUAGAGGAAUAUACGACGGUUCGCUUGUACUGUUUUGAUCACUCAAAUAAAACUAACAAAAGUCUCUCAAGUGAAAUUUAAUCCAUGUUUAUCUCCCGAAAUGAAGGUUAUUAGUCUAUGUGAGCGAGGCUUUUGUAUGAGUGACAUAACAUAAAAAUGACAUAAAAUGGUGUUGUUUUUUUUUAUCUUUCUUUUUUUCGGUUAUAAAACUCCUAUUCUAUGGAACGUGUAUUAAGCGGUUCACCUUUAUUCAGCGGUCACUUUCAUUCCCUUUGGGUGACCGCUUAAUACAGGUUCGACUGAAAUCUGAUUAUAAUUGUUUCAUUUGCUUUUCGCUUUCAGAAACUCCCAUUAAAGUCUUUCUCAUGCUGAUGUUUACAAUUUUCUCGUUCUACUCACUCUGUCUUGUUCACUGGUAAGUGAAAACCUGUUUCACGCGAUUCAGUGUGAUAUGAUAAAGAAUAAGGAACUUGCAGAUCAAAUGUUCGUUCGGUUUUGGGUACUUUAUACGUGUCUUCAGUUAACUUUUACUAUGUAAACAGCUUCUGAAAAUACUUCAGUUUUUGAACAGUAAGUUCAUGAAAGGAAUAAAGCACCAAGAAUUCUAAUUUGUUGGAGAUGAAGGAUAAUGAUUAGGUUUAUAUAUUUUUCUCUGUUUUCAGAAUUUUUUGACAAUGUGUUAAAGAAAUUUAUCGUGGGCUUAAGACACGCCCAAAGAAUUUAUUAAUGUUUUUUUUCAUUAUUUAAAAAGAAUUGGUUUUUUAUUAAUGUCAGUAUAUAUUUUUUUACAUUAUUUCAAACAUACAUAUAUAUAUAUAUAUAUAUUAUAUUUUAUGUAUAUAUGUAUAUAUGUAUAUAUGUAUAUAUGUAUAUAUGUAUAUAUGUAUAUAUAUAUAUAUAUAUUAUAUAUAUUUAUUUAUUUAUUUAUUUAUUUAUUUAUAUAUUUAUAUGACAUGUAAGUCUCGUUGCCCAGACACAGGAACGUUAGUAUGUCUGGAUUUACACUCACUAUCGUGGGUAAUGCUACAGUUUUCUACCGUAGUAAUACCGCUCACAGGCGUUCAUUGUGAACUGAAUUUUCUCGCGCUCACUAAAAUACAAACGGCGCAUGGAGAGCUUGCGUUUGCGGGAAAAAAUCAAACGAGGUUUAAAGGUUGAUUUGUAUUGUUACAUAAUUUUACUGAUUUGCACGGCACGGGUCGGAUAUAAAGGUGAAUAAGGUUUAGCCUUUCCGUCGACUCAAACCGUCCAUUCUCUCACACAAUUUUAUUUUACAGUAAAGCGCGUGUUCGUCAACGUAUAAGCCUACGUAUUUUGUGUUUUUAUGUGUGCUUCAAGGUGAUAAGAGGCAAAGUUGCAAACGGGAAUAUUAAAUUCCAUUACAAACCUCUCACAGCUUCGUCUCUCAUUUACACUGAUCCUUCGCUGGAAGCUCAAAGUGCACACAAAAGCGCCAGUAAUGCUGGCUUUCAACUAUUGAAGAAUCACGCAAAAUUUGCGAUACAAUUAAACUUUCUGAAAUCUUUAUCUUUGUUUCCUUCAGCGGGGAAUCUUCCGAAACGUCCAUAUCGGAUCUGUUCAAAUUACCCAUUGUUGAGUGGUACGAAGCGUGUUACUUGUAUGGUUUAGUUGUCUUGGAACUCUACUGCAGUGCCAUUCAUCCUUUUACUGUGCUUGCCGUUAAGCUGCCUUUUUUAUCGCUCAUGCUUACGUCGGUGUAUUGUGCCGUGGGUGUGAUUUGGGCGUGGAUCUUAUUUUACGUGGACACUCUGACGAGCUCGCUGAUUAAUAGGGCAGCGGUGUCAACUAUAAGAGAAACUGUGGUUGGAAAACAGUCUGCCAAGAAGAAACACUGAAAUGCCCCUUUGGACGAAGGUCAAGAGAUUCUACAGAUAAAUUAUAGUAGGCUAGUUUAAGAAAGUUUUUUGUCUCAAAACUAUGGGUUUUGAAUCCCUUUCAAACUAAAUUUUAAUACGGUGUUCUGUUAAUCACUUUGGAUUAGGACAAGAUUGCUCGAAAUAUAUGACUCUUCUAAAUGUUAUCUUGAACUUGCAUGUCAAGUGUUCUUGUGACAAGCGUUCUUAGCUCUGAAAAUCUUCAAACGGGUAAAAUGGAAACCAGCACAGAUUGCCUUAAGUCUUUUUUUUUCUCUGACGAAUGUAGAUGAAAGGCGAACGCAUAUUUGACAUUCGAAUAGGAAGAGAUUGGGUCGAGACCACUCAAAUAAAACUAGAAAUAGU
Messenger RNA from Pocillopora meandrina, 13555 nucleotides. The record is from the annotation of a GenBank genome assembly. NCBI's taxonomy places the organism in Eukaryota, Metazoa, Cnidaria, Anthozoa, Scleractinia, Pocilloporidae.